Molecule: messenger RNA, 3498 nt
Organism: Zingiber officinale
Lineage: Eukaryota; Viridiplantae; Streptophyta; Magnoliopsida; Zingiberales; Zingiberaceae
Product: myosin-binding protein 3-like
Exons: 4
Coding region: 221-2860 (879 amino acids)
Molecular function (GO): myosin binding
Source: RefSeq, a predicted model, not a curated record
UUAUCUUCUCGUCUUCCCCCUCCUCCUCCUCCUCGCCGACUUGAAGAAUUCACGCAGGUUUGCUUCUUAUCCCGUCGAUCUCUUCCUCCUCUGUUCUCUUGUUCGGCUUCUCCUCGGCCUAUGGCGCAGUGUGUCGAAGCGAGCUUUUGAUGUGCACAACCACACCGAAGCAUCGCGCAGUGUAAGAGAGUGAGAGGCCGGGAGAUAGAUCUACACAUCCAUGGCGGCUAACAAGUUUGCGGCUUCCUUGCCCCGAAACACUCAUAAGCUGGCGGUCAUACUGGUGUACGCCGUUCUGGAAUGGACGCUGAUCGCGCUUCUCCUCAUCAACGGCCUAUUUGCCUAUCUCAUCGGACGAUUCGCCGCCUACUUCGGUCUCCAGCCCCCCUGCGUCUUCUGUUCGCGGGUGGACCAUCUCUUCGAGAGUGCGGACGACGGGCGCCGCUGGAGGCAGGGGAGCGCCUGCCGCGACCUAGUGUGCCCGGACCAUGCUGCUGAGGUUUCCGGGUUAGGGUACUGCGAUCGUCACCGGAGGCUGGCGGAGGUCGGGGAGAUGUGCGAGGAUUGCUGCCCGACGUCGUCGAGGCCGGCCGGCGCGCCGGCCUUGAUGGCGUGGAUGAAGAGGAGCGAGGAGGGGGAGAAGGAUCUGCGAUGCUCGUGUUGUGGUGUCGUCCUGGAGAGUGGGUUCUUUUCUCCCUACUUCGUCUCCAAGCAGUCUUGGGGACUAACGGAGUAUGAGCAGACGGGGAACGUGGUCGACCAUUUGGAAGUCGAUGGUCCAAAUGCCCUUGAGAAAGACAUCGCCUUGGGCGAGGAAAAGUUGGAGGAAGUAGUUGAUUCCAGCCAAGCUGAAAUAUUUCCAGGAGAAGAAGAGGAGGAAAAGAAGGAGGAUGAGGACGGGGAGCACGCCACUGCUGCUAUCGUGGAGGAAGAAGAAGAAGAAGAAUUUUCUCUUAUCCUUGAUGCCUGUCAUUUGGUGGAGGACGCAUCCAUUCAAGUCCUCACUUCCAUUCCGGGUCACAUAUGUGCCAUGGAGGAUCGAUUGGUCCCGAUUGAACUGAUUGACUCUAUGACAGAGAUUCCGACUGUAUUGGUUUCUGAACUCGACGAAGUGAAGCAAGCGGCAGGGUCUAUUAUUCACAGCAUUGUAGAGAAGGAAUUGGGUUCUUCUGAGGUACAAAGAGCUCAACAACAUGGCAUUCCAGAGGAGGAGAACGCAUUAGUAGCAUCCAAAAAAAUGGAUGAAACUGUUGAAGAGAAAGAAUGUUCCAUGACUGAAGGCCCGACCACUGAAACAGAUGAUAUACUGGUCCAUAAUUCUGCAGUUCCUCAUCCUUCAGUGCUCCUUUCUGAUCAACAAGUCAUUGCUCCUCAGGCAACAUCAGUUGUUACACUUGAAGGACCUAGUGAGGAAGAUCUUUCUGGAACAAAAGAUACUAAUUCUGAUAUAUCAAUAGGAAGUGAGAUUUGUGACAAGGAACACAUUGAAAGUACCCUUACUUACAAACCAACAUUGGUUUCAGAAAGCACACAAGAUCAAGACUCAGUGGAGAAUGAUGAAAAGACUACCAUGGACCAAGAAACUGCAGCAAAUGAGAACACAAACCAUAUAUCUGAAUUUUUGGAAAACAAUGAAAUUGAAGAGGAUAGAACUCCUGAGACACCGACUUACUCUGAUGGUGUUCAAUAUAUGAGUAGGAGGUUCCUGAUUGGUAAAAGAGAAUCUGGGACAGAGUCCCUGGAUGGAAGUGUUGCCAGUGAGUUUGAAGGCUGUGAUACAAUGACUAUGGAUCAGCUUAAAGCUUCUCUACAAGCAGAACGAAAGGCCCUGACUGCAUUGUAUGCGGAACUUGAGGAAGAGAGAAGCGCUGCAGCCAUUGCUGCUAACCAAACUAUGGCUAUGAUAACCAGGCUUCAAGAAGAGAAAGCUGCUAUGCAAAUGGAAGCAUUGCAAUAUCAGCGGAUGAUGGAUGAACAAUCAGAGUAUGACCAGGAAGCUUUGCAGCUUCUGAAUGAGCUGAUGGUCAAGAGGGAGAAGGAAAACCAAGAGUUGGAGAAGGAGCUUGAAUUGUAUAGAAAGAAACUGCUGCAUUAUGAAACGAAGGAGAGGAGACAGAUGGGAUCCAAUAAGGUGAUUGGAAGGCAUGAAACACCUUCUGCUUCUUCAAGUGCUGAAGACAUAAUUGCUGACUUCUCGAUUGAAUCCCAUGAGAAGGAUGAGUUUGCAGAUACAUCUGAAGGAAACCAUCAAAAUACUCCUGCUGGUGACGUAUUAAGUUCAGGGACAGACCAAGCCACCAAAAUGCACCUAAAUGCCCUUAAGGAAUCAUUGGCUGAUUUUGAGGAAGAGAGACUGUCCAUUCUGGAGCAACUUAAGGAGUUGGAGAGGAAGCUUAUUACAAUGGAAGAUGAAGACCCUCAAGCUUCAGAAUCAAUGGGGCAUCAUAUUGAUGGUGUCCUACAUGAUUAUGAGAAUGGUUUUUCAGACAAUUCAGAAGACGGGAAGCAGAAUGGUGAACCAAAGAGUAUGGGUAGUAAAGGGAAGAGGCUUCUUCCUCUUUUUGAUGCAGUGAAUGAUGGGCAUGUAGAUGAUGCAAUUGAUGUGGCUCCUGAAGCACUUUCUCAUCGUGUAGAAGAUCGACAGAAGCUAGCAAUCAUGGAAGAGGUCGACUACCUUUAUGAGAGGCUAGAUGCUCUUCAGGGUGAUAGAGAGUUUGUAAAGCACUGUAUCAAUUCCUUGAAUAAAGGAGACAAAGGAAUUCAUCUUCUUCAAGAGAUUUUAGAAAAUCUUCGUGAUCUGCGGAAUGUGGAACUUCGAACAACAAACUCAUCUAAUGCUCUUGCUUUGUUGUCAACAUAACAUGCCCAAAUUGAAGAUGAAGGCUAUAAACUGGAGUUGAAGGUUUCAAAUUUGCUUGUGAUGGCCAUAAACAAUGAGCUCGAGUUAGUCAUACUCGUACCAGGUGAAAAUGGGCUCCUGGUACCAUAUUUUGGCGGUUGCGUAGACUGCGUAGAAGCAGUCUACUAAUGGCUUCCUGGGCGCAGUUUUUGUUUUUUUUUGUGGUGGGUUUUUUUUUCUUUAAAUUUGUUGUUGUUGGUAGUCCACUUCUCCUGUGGGGCAAGAGGGGUGUGUCAAGGAGGGAUGGUGGUUGGGUCUGAUUAUGGUAGAACUCAUGGCUUGAAAGCUGUAUUAUGUCAUAUAUUCCAAUGCCAGCUCCAGAUCCAGGUAUACAGUUAGAUUAAAAAGAUAAAGUAGGGUGAGUUGGGGCCCUUUCUUCUUAUUUUUCUUCCGCUUCUUUUCCAUAUAGAGGAGAGUGGUAGUUGUAUGAUGCAUUGAGUUUGGUUUGAAAUUUGUUUAUUAUGUUUUUUAUAUGCUUGGUUAUUACAGUAUGAUGCCUAUUGAUCUUUCAAUGCAGACAGCAAUGGUCCUUGAGCAUUUGUAAACUCAGCUUGUAUGUAAAUUAUUUAAUAGAUACUGCAGACUGUUUAUUGGUUGUA